Messenger RNA from Apaloderma vittatum (bar-tailed trogon), 1494 nucleotides. RefSeq names its product zinc finger and BTB domain containing 37 (gene ZBTB37). Gene Ontology annotation, molecular function: RNA polymerase II cis-regulatory region sequence-specific DNA binding; DNA-binding transcription factor activity, RNA polymerase II-specific; protein binding. The record is from RefSeq and is a predicted model, not a curated record. Lineage: Eukaryota; Metazoa; Chordata; Aves; Trogoniformes; Trogonidae. The transcript has 3 exons. Gene Ontology annotation, biological process: regulation of transcription by RNA polymerase II.
AUGGAGAAGAGUGGGAACAUUCAGCUGGAGAUUCCUGACUUCAGUAACUCUGUCCUGAGCCACCUGAACCAGUUACGCAUGCAGGGUCGCCUUUGUGACAUCGUGGUCAAUGUGCAGGGCCAAGCUUUCCGCGCUCAUAAGGUGGUGCUGGCUGCCAGCUCGCCCUACUUCCGCGACCACAUGUCCUUGAACGAGAUGAGCACCGUUUCCAUUUCUGUCAUCAAGAACCCUUCUGUUUUUGAGCAGCUCCUUUCCUUUUGUUACACCGGGAGGAUAUGUCUGCAGCUGGCUGACAUCAUCAGUUACCUAACGGCCGCCAGUUUCUUGCAGAUGCAGCACAUCAUAGACAAAUGCACGCAGAUUCUCGAGGGAAUUCAUUUCAAAAUUAACGUGGCAGAGGUGGAAGCAGAAUUGAGCCAGACCAGGACAAAGCAUCAGGAGAGACCGCCGGAGUCUCACCGGGUGACACCAAAUCUAAACCGUUCUCUGAGCCCGCGUCACAGUGCCCCGAAGGGGAGUCGCUUGGGCCAGGUUAGCACGGUGCUGGACAUUCGGGAACUCAGCCCACCCGAGGAGUCCACCAGCCCCCAGAUAAUUGAGCCAAGUUCAGAUAUGGAAAGCAGGGAGCCCAUCCUACGGAUUAACAGAGCGGGACAGUGGUACGUGGAGACGGGACUGGGAGACCGCGGGGGACGGAACGAUGACGACGUCCGGCUGCUGGGAGGAGUACGUAUUAAAACGGAGAACCUGGAGGAGUGGCUCCGGGCGGAGGACUAAGACAGCGCCGAGGAGGUCACUGCUAUGGUGAUUGAUACCACGGGCCACGGAUCGAUGGGCCAAGAGGCUUACGCCUUAGGGUCCUCCGGGGCCAAAGUGGUCAGGCCGACCAGCAGUGAGAUCGACAGAUUUAGCCCUUCUGGCAGCAUGGUUGCUGUGACUGAGCGGUACAGAUCAAAAAGCGAGUCUCCCGGGCGGAUGGAUGAGCCCAAGCAGCCCAGUUCCCAGGGGGAGGAAUCGGCCAUGCUCGGAGUGAGCGGUUACGUGGAAUAUCUCCGGGAGCAGGAGGUUUCGGAGCGCUGGUUCCGCUACAACCCACGGCUCACUUGCAUUUACUGCGCCAAAUCCUUCAACCAGAAAGGCAGCCUGGACCGGCACAUGCGUCUCCACAUGGGCAUCACGCCUUUUGUCUGCCGCAUGUGCGGGAAGAAGUACACCCGGAAGGAUCAGCUGGAGUAUCACAUCCGCAAGCACACGGGCAACAAGCCCUUCCAUUGCCACGUCUGCGGCAAAAGCUUCCCGUUCCAGGCCAUCCUCAACCAGCACUUUCGCAAGAACCACCCCGGCUGUAUGCCUCUGGAGGGGCCUCACAGCAUCUCCCCCGAGACCACCGUCACGUCCCGGGGGCAGGCGGAGGAAGAAUCGCCUCCGCAGGAGGAGGCCAUGGCCGUGGGGGAGACGGCACAGGGAUCUGUGUCCACGACUGGGCCAGAUUGA